AUGACCAUCAUCAACACCACCAUCACCACCGUUACAAUUACGAUCAUCACCAUUACUGUCAUCACCAUCAUCAACACCACCAUCACCACCGUUACAAUUACGAUCAUCACCAUUACUAUCAUCACCGUCAUCAACACCACCAUCACCACCGUUACAAUUACGAUCAUCACCAUUACUGUCAUCACCAUCAUCAACACCACCAUCACCAACGUUACAAUUACGAUCAUCACCAUUACUGUCAUCACCAUCAUCAACACCACCAUCAUCAACGUUACAAUUACGAUCAUCACCAUUACUGUUAUCACCAUCAUCAACACCACCAUCAUCACCGUUACCAUUACGAUCAUCACCAUUACUAUCAUCACCGUCAUCAACACCACCAUCACCACUGUUGCCAUUACGAUCAUCACCAUUACUAUCAACACCACCAUCAACACCACCAUCACCACCGUUACAGUUACGAUCAUCACCACAACUAUCAUCACCAUCAGUGUCAUUUCCAUCACCACCACCAUCACCACCGUUACCAUUACGAUCAUCACCAUUACUACCAUCACCAUUACUGUCAUCACCAUCAUCAAAAUUAGAUAG
Messenger RNA from Haliotis rubra (blacklip abalone), 591 nucleotides. RefSeq lists its product as uncharacterized. The transcript has a single exon. The record is from RefSeq and is a predicted model, not a curated record. NCBI's taxonomy places the organism in Eukaryota, Metazoa, Mollusca, Gastropoda, Lepetellida, Haliotidae. The coding region runs from base 1 to 591 and encodes 196 amino acids.